UAUUUGAGCCAAAGUGAUGAGACAUUUCAGGAGCAAGAUCUGAAAUGUUCAAGAGGAUGACAGUUUUACAGCUUCCUUCAUGCAUCUGGAUUUAGGAGGGGACAUGAGGAAGAUUCCAUGGAGGCGGAGGGAGCCUGGCAGGGAUGGGUUACAGGAAGUUAAGAUUCUGUGCUCUCUGGUUGGUUACAGCUUAUUUCAAAGGUGUGUUAACCUAGAUGCACAGAAACAAUGGACAGAGCUGGCUUACGGCAAAUAUAAGACUUUUAUUGAAGAAGCUACAUGCCUAGGGCGUGGGGACCACCAUGACCUGCACACUUGGGAAUUUAUGAUCAGUUCACCAUGAGGUCACUUUCCAUAGAACCCCCUUUUUUGUCCACAGGGUCUUCUGUUACAGAGUGUGGGCCUCGGAUUUUACGGAGCUGAUUCCACUCAUGCUCACUGUCUUUCAGCCACACAAGGGAGUGUGUGAACAUGCAGUGACUUUUGGGACGCUGCCACAUAGUUCACGUGAGCCUGUCACACAUGGGGCCACACCUCUCACACCCAGUGGAGACAGGCCCUGAAGCUGAGCUCCACAAACGUCAUUCCGUGGAAUGAUAAUUUUCCUAAUAAUAUUGGGAUGCCUGGCCUAACAAAUAUUUUUUAUUUAAUUCCUGACCUAUGAACUUAAAUGCCUUAACAAGUAUACACAUUAAAUAGCUUAUGUUAAAGUGCUAACUUAGGUGGGCUUAGGUGGGAUCUGGAGGGGGUGGUGCCCACAGGGAUGUGGGCACAGGGGCUGCCUGGAGCCUGGUGUUACUAUCAGUUGUCCUUUACAUUAGUUUCUGCUUCUCAGAGAUAGUAUAAUAUUUCCGUUUAUCACCACUAAGUUUCAUGUCAUCUUUCUUGCUCUGGUAAAGUCUGUAUUUUGAUCAGUGUCUGGAGCAGGAGUGCCCGGCAGCCUGGGGCACAGGUGGGAGCUUUGUCACAGGCGCACGAGGGUGUAACCACGGCUCCCAGCUGCUGCUGUGGUUGGCCUGUCUCUGUGAGGGCAGGGCCACCCGUGGGGCUGCCCAGACAGAGUGCAGGGUGGGCCUGGCAGGCUCCUGGCCCUGAACUCCACACACCCCUGCCCUAGCUCUGCGGAACUUGCUCCUCACGCAUCUGGGCCUUGCAAUAGAACCAGGGCUGUUAGCUGUUCACAGCUUCCAUCUGCCAGGUCCUCAACUGGGACUGCCCGUCGGCAAGCCUGGCCCUGGGUGGCAGCACCCUAGGUCCUGGGCCACCGGGUGACCUCAGGAGGUCACUGUGCUGAGCUGCUUUCUGUUCCAGCAGAUGGUCUCCUGCGACCUCGACGUGCAGCCUCCGCUCAGUCCUCGGUACCCUUUACUUCAUGUUGCAUUACGAACUUUGCAAAGUGCUUUAAAACUAGGUCUGCCCAUGGGAGGUUUCUCUUCUCCCAAAAGAGAAAACCAUCUCGCAGAGUGACUUGGACCCCAGGAUGUGGAAUUGGCUCCUGCAGGAGGCACCUAACAGGACUUUCCAGAGUUUCUCUCCUUUUCAUCCAGUCCCUGCUCUAACCAGUGCAUUUCUCUGGGUCUGAGAUGCUGCGCACUCGUCACAGGAUGCACUCUGACCACAGAAACGAGGGAGUUGCACAAAACCGGUGUCUCGGUGAACAAGAUGCUCUAUUUCCUCGGCAUAGUCUUGCCAUGGGGGUUGGGGGGGCCGUCUGAUGCCUGCAGGGACCCCUGCCCUGUGUCACAGCCCCACCCUGUGUCACAGUUUCACUUUCCCAGCCUGGGUGGGGGGAGUGUGGCCAUGGGCCACCUGUUGCCGCAAUGCUGUCCUCACAGCAUGGACAGCUGAGGUCACCUGCAGCUGAGGGGACAAAAUGUGCAGGUAUCCUAAGGGGAGAAGACAGCUGCCCGGUUUCUUUUCUAGGUUUCAGCUCCAUGGAUUUUAUUACAAAACUGUGAUCUUUUUAUUUACUACGUCAUACUUGAUCUUCUUAACCUUUUAUUACGCGCAGGGAGCAGGUUUCCGAGGUUGGAACGAAGUGGCUUCACUGUUUAAUAACGACGAUGAACAGCACCUGCUGGGAAGAUGCAAGUCUCCCAAGUCCAGAGGAACCAGCGUGCGACUGAGAGAGGAGCUGAAGACAGAGAAGAAGCCUGGGUUUUGGGACAAUUUGGUUUUAAAGCAGAACAUACAGUCUAAGAAGCCAGACGAGAUUGAAGGCUGGGAGCCCCCAAAGCUUGCUCUUGAAGACGUGGCAGCCGAGUCGGGCGACCCCCUGAGUGACCGACCGUCUGGCCCGGGCUGGGAGGAGGGCACCAAGGGCUCCAGCAAGUACACCAGCCUGGCCGGCCCCGGGAGCAGCUCGCGCUGGAGCCUCAGGUCGGCCGGGAAGCUGGUCAGCAUUCGUCGCCAGAGCCGAGGCCACCUCACGGAUAACUGGGAGGAGCUUGAGUGACUGUCGGGCUCACCAUCCCAAGUGUUUCACACCAAAAUUUGCCUAAUGUUGCGGCUUUGUUUCAUUUCUUUCAGAUUCUUAGUUUGUGUAUCAGGGUGAUUUUACGAGUCUGUCAAGUUCUUAGUCUUUCCAGAUUUAAGAGUGGCAUCUACUCUGCCUGUAUUUCAUCUCACACGCUGGGAUAGGAAUUCCCAAACACUGUGGUCGCCCGGUGAUGCUCAGUGCUCGCUCAUGGCUGCCUUCCUGCAGAAUCGCUCGCGCCUGUGUGUCUGCGUUCCCAACGCUGGAGAUGCGGGUUUCAGAUGCUGUCCCCUAAGGUACCAGACAGGACUCCCAGCCACCCCAGCUGCAGCGGUUUGCUUCCUGUCGCAGUGGCUCCCGCGUGGAGUGGUGGGUGCUGUCAGUGAUACCGGAUGUAACUGCUGCGACAGACAUCCGCCAGCCAGGUGUGCAGUGAGUCUUGCAAAGGUUGUGUCACAUCGUGUUUAAUCUGGAAAAUCAAGUUUUCUCUCAUUAAAUUAAAAAUAUGUUAGCAAAUCAGGUUCUAGAGCAGAGGUUACAUUUGAUGAAGCAGGAGACGCUGCCAUCUGCAGAAAGGCAUCUUCACCUGCGGCGGGUGGAGACGGUGCUGCUUAUUUAGAGGUUUUAUUUUUACUGCUGGACUUUUUAAUAUUGAUCUUUAUUUUCUUCUAAAAAUGUGCUGUCCUUUUUUGAUUAGAGAUUAAAGAAUGCUAUAAAGUGUGGGUCAAUUUUAGUAACUUGAUAUCAAAUUUUGUUUGGAAAAUAUUAACUUGCUCAUUAUAGGGUUGAAACUAAAUAUAAAAUACUGGAAGUGCCUCUUUUCUGUAAUACCCAGGAUUUUGUUUUCAAAAUGAGAUACUUAUUGUGAUUGCCUUUGGAUCCCUGAGGAGUUGUGUUCUAGCUGGUGUGUGAGCAUUUUGUCCCUGGCAGCGUGACCCCGCGUCAGGGUCCCAGGACAGCUCUCACCCGUGUGUGGCCCACGAAUCCAUCUUAGGUGGGUUUGAAAGAAAAGGUAUCGUGGGUUUUUUUGGUUACAAACAAGAGCCUCUGGUUACACUGUAUCCCUCUUGUAAAGAACACUAUCCUCCCAUUGCUCAGGGCGCACUCUGUGCUGGUCCACAUAAGCAGGUGUUUGUUUCACUCCUGUGGGACACCUCGUGUCUGUCUGUCUGUCAUCCAUCUGACCAUCACCCAUUGGUCUACAUCUGUGUCUGCCAAUCACUUGUCUAUAAACCAUCUAUCCAUCACCUGUCUACAUCUCUCUCACCUGUCAACCGUCUGUCUAUUGAUCCACCCGUUUUUUUUUAAUAGAACAAGAAGUUUACUUGACUAAGCCUUGAACAAGGACACGUUUUAAGUGGUGUUGCGACUGUGACACGUUGGGGGUUCUGUUCUGUGGUGCAGGGGAAGGUUCGUACUUUUAGUGAAAGAGCAGGGUUGAGAACACUCGCUUCCUCAGGUGAACAGUGCAGUACACAGACGGUAGCCCCCAGGCCCCUAAGAAACUCACCACGGGUGUAGACAUACACCUGCCCUGCUUCAUGCCAGUGUCCUCGGCAAGGCCUGUCCCAAGCACAGGGAGGGAGUUCAGUGCGUGGAGGUGGGGACACUGCCCGAGCUUCAGGAGUCCUGUGACCCUGUGACCAGCUGCUGUGACACUGAGUGCCUGUCCCUGACGUCGGCAGUACACCUGGGACCCAUGGCUGGCAGAACAGCUGUUCGUAGCAUCAGUUCUUAAAGUGAGAAGAAAAGCUGGAUUGGGGUUGGAAUGUGGACUGUAAAUAACACUUCAGAUCUACAAACAUUUAUGCAAAUGAACUUCUGUUGUACCUGACUAAGUGAAAAUAGCUGUGUUUGUGGGUUUUAAUAUAAAUAUUGGUGUGCUUCAGGGGAAAAAUAAUUCACCCAAGCAAUUUUUUGUUCAUAGGUUGAGAGAAAUUGUUUUGAUUUAGAGUUUUUUGUUUGGAUUCUGUGUACAAACCACUUAACUGUGUGAAGAGCAGGCUGUCUGCUCCUUCUGAUGUUUUAUUAUUUUUUUAAUACGAAAGUGAUGGCUUCAGGGAAGGUAAAAUUCAUCCUUAAUGCUGAGGUUUUUUAAAAAUAAAAGUAUCAGAAUAUUGUC
This is a messenger RNA of Miniopterus natalensis, 4598 nucleotides long. Lineage: Eukaryota; Metazoa; Chordata; Mammalia; Chiroptera; Miniopteridae. The record is from RefSeq and is a predicted model, not a curated record.